Plasmodium fragile is the source of this 2901-nucleotide messenger RNA. RefSeq lists its product as uncharacterized. Gene Ontology annotation, cellular component: nucleolus. The transcript has a single exon. Gene Ontology annotation, biological process: ribosomal large subunit export from nucleus; ribosomal large subunit biogenesis. The coding region runs from base 1 to 2901 and encodes 966 amino acids. The record is from RefSeq and is a predicted model, not a curated record. NCBI's taxonomy places the organism in Eukaryota, Apicomplexa, Aconoidasida, Haemosporida, Plasmodiidae.
AUGGAGGCCAAAUUAAAAAAGAAGAAAUAUCUGAACCACCUUCAGCAGAAUAUAUGUAGGAACCCCCAGCUCUACCAACAUGACUUUUACGAGCAGUUUGAACAAUUCCUUUUCAAUUAUGGAGUUGUGUUGUUGAACCCAUUUAAGAAAAAUGAUUUAUUUUGUAACCAGCUGUCCUUCCUGAGCUACACGGUUCGCUUCUUCUGCCCCGAUGGGGGGGGGGCGGCGAGACGCAGCUCAGACGGGGGAGCAGCGGGGCCUGAUGCAGACCCACUCAGCGAUCCUGGUCACGAUCACGAUAAUGAUGAAGACUUACUAUGUGAUAGUGAUAAUGGCGAGCGUGAUGGUGAGGAGGAGGAGGAGGACGAGCUGCAUCGAAUGAAACUCGAGGAGAAGAGAAAGGAAAUAUGGAACACCAUGAAGAGUAAGGCAGAGGCAGAAGGGGGCGAAAAUGCUGCCAAAAGGAGGAGAGAAGAAGAGAAAAAAAGACUAAAGGAAAAUCCUCUCCUACCAUACGAAGAUCUAAAUGAAUACAUAAACCUGUUGAUGGUAGCGGAUAAGGCAGAAAUAAAUUUCGCAGAGGAGCUUUUUUUUCUCACUUCGCAACUGCUGGUGAAGCAUAAGAAUAAUCUGUACGUGUCCAUUCUUCUAAGUAUAUUAAAAACGCUGCGCCAAAUGAAGAGGAGCAUCGAGGUGUUGAGGUAUUUACAAGUGUUAAUAUUUCUUUGUGAUGUGAAUCUGAGCAAGGUGAAGAUGUUUCUCUUUAAGAGCGUCGUGGAGACGAUCGUGCAGGUGCACAGGACACCCAGAAGGGGUUCUUCUACCGCUGGUCCAAAAGUGGCGGAAGAAAUCCUGCACCUCCUUCACGAAGCGUACGUGGAGAAUAGCCAGAGGAAACGAAUUCAAAAGAAGUAUGCCUCAUCAGGUAGUAGUGGGGACCCCACCAGAAGACCCUACCUGAGCAACGUCCCCAUCACAGAGAGUCUGAACAACUUCUCCUGUAGUGUCCUGAUCGAGUUGAUAAAGAAAAAAAUUUACGUGACAAAAACAAAUAUUAAUUUCCUUUGCGAAGGGGUUUUUUAUAAAAAUGAAAAAAUCGUGAAAUGCAUUUGCUUCUGUUUACUGGGCAAGUUCGAAAACAAGGAGUUCGUCAUUCGAGUAACUAAAGAAAAAAUAAAUACGAAUGAACAAAUGGGUAUGUUAAAAAGUAUAAGUAACCAGACACACCAGAAAUUAACAAAAGCAAAAAUAAAAAAGCUUCACCAAAAAAAGGAAAAAAUUCUCAGCAACAUGUAUAAGGGGAGUAAUCCUAACAACGGGCUCGCUUCUUCAGACGAAGAUGGUGCGAAUGGCCGAGGUGGCAGCGGAGGAGGAAGAACGGAUGAACAUGCCUCCUCCCAUCACAAAACAAAUUACACCUUUAUAGAUUUACUUUUCGACCCACAUACCUUCUCAAAUAACAUUUUUAAUUUAAUCUGCACCAAGUAUAAAAACAAUCACGGAACAGUUAAGUUACUUCUGUUAAAUAUAUUAUGCAGAUUACAUCACCGCAAUCACAUCGUUGAAGAAAAUUUAUUUCUUUAUUAUGAAAAUGUGUUAGACAGUUUAAAGAGUAAAAUGCUUUUACCAAAGUACCUGUCAGCAUUUAUUCAGUGCAUUCAUUCCACCACCCCACCCAUGUAUGUAAUACGAAUUGUACAUGUGUUAGUUAAAAAAUUUUUAUACGAUAAUACGUCUGAAGAAUUUAUAUAUCUUAUUAUUAAUACCAUUAUUCAAAUCGUCACAAAGUGUCCUGCCGCUUUAGACGAAGAGGUUUUCGAAGCGGUACUUGUGUUUAAGGACUACAAGAAUAAAAAUACGGCGACCCUCAUUAGAAGGUUUAUUAAUUUGUGUAAGGAGGUCAACCCGGAAUUGCUGGACAGAAAAUUCCUCGACAAGAAAACUGCUCUCCUCAUGCAGCGCCGAAAAAUUCUUUCCUCUGUUAGCGGCGUCCCACCAGACACGGCGUCCAUCCUGCAAUAUUCCUACCUGCUACGCGCGGGCCAACGUCAUCACGACGGUGACAGCGGCGGCGACGAAGAGGAGGAGGAGGAGGAGGAGGAGGAGGACGACGACGACGACGGCGGCGAACAUGAUGAAGAGGGAGAGGACAACGAUAGCGGAGAGGACCAAGAGGAAGAGGGACGUGAUCAGGACGAUGAGGAGGAAGAAGAGGGAGAGGAAAGUGGAGUAGACGUGGAGGAAGACACCACCCCAGGGGAGGGCGCCACAGAGGAAGAGGCCUCGGAAGAAGAUGAGCUCACCGCUCCUAAUGGCGACGAUUGUAUGGGCGACGAUCGUAUGGGCAACGACCGCCCCGACAAGCAGGCCAGGAAGGCCAGGCGCAGAGAGGCCAAGGUCAAGAAGGAGCAGUCCAUCCUGCAAACCAAUGCACAAAUAUUGAGCCAGAAAAUUUUGACCGACGAGGAUUUUCGUAAAUUGAGGAGAAUGAGGGACUAUGUCGUAAACAACAAGCAGGUGGUCAUGGCAGACCUGCAAGACAUUUGUAACGCCGACUACAGUGAGGACGACUCGGGCAGCAGCGCAGACGAGGGACAAGAAAGAAUUAUCACCCAUGAAGAUUUAUUGCUUAAGAAAAAAAUAAAAAAACAGGACAUGAUGAAAAUGAAAAUAAAAAAAAAAAGCCAAAGUGAUAAUCGAUUUAAAACCAAUAAAGAAAAGGAAAAAAAAAAGUCUGUUAUGAUGCUCACGCAGAAGCUCAGGAGGAAGAAGCAGAAAAAUGCGAUUGUGCAGUACGGCAAAAUGAAGAAGAAGCUCAAGGGGAAGCUAGCUGCUCGGGCAAAGAAAAGGGGAAUCCUUCAGAAGAGAAUUGCGAAGAAGUUGAGUAGAAGGCGACGCUGA